Messenger RNA from Phalaenopsis equestris, 1134 nucleotides. RefSeq names its product WAT1-related protein At5g07050-like. Lineage: Eukaryota; Viridiplantae; Streptophyta; Magnoliopsida; Asparagales; Orchidaceae. Gene Ontology annotation, cellular component: plasma membrane. Bases 1 to 1065 code for a protein of 354 amino acids. The transcript has 7 exons. Gene Ontology annotation, molecular function: transmembrane transporter activity. The record is from RefSeq and is a predicted model, not a curated record.
AUGGACCUCAAGCUGUCGCAGAUUGGAGAAAUACACAGAAGAUUCAAGCCUCAUGUUCUAAUGAUUUUGACACAGAUUAGCUAUACACUACUCUACUUCUUUACAGAAGCUUCAUUCAAUCAUGGGAUGAAUCCUCAUAUAUAUGUAACUUAUAGGCAUGUUGUUGCUGGCUUAAUAAUGUGUCCCUUUGCCUAUUUCUUAGAAAGGAAGGCAAGACCAAAGCUAACAUGGGCAUUAUUUCUUGAGAUUUUUGUGCUUUCAAUUCUAGGGGUCAGUCUUACUCUGAAUAUGUACUUUGCAAGCUUGAAAUGCACUUCACCAACUUUCGUUGCUGCCAUGCUUAACACCCUUGCUGCCUUGACAUUUAUUAUUGCUGUUUUACUAAGAUUGGAAAUUGUUGACAUCAAGAAAGCCCAUGGAAAGGCAAAAGUUGCAGGAACAAUAAUCUCCCUAGCUGGUGUCACAACUAUGACAUUUUAUAAGGGAAAAACAAUAAGGAAUCUUUGGGGAGCAUUGAUUCUUAUUCAAGGAAGGACCCUCCAUAAAAAUCAGAUCAAGGGAUCAAUUCUCGUAGUUUUAAGCUGUAUAACAUGGUCAAUGUGGUAUAUAAUGCAGGCCGUUACACUGAAGAAAUAUCCAGCACAACUUUCACUUACAGCAUGGAUGUGCUUGAUUGGAGGAGCACAAUCAGCAAUUUUUACUGUAUUAAUAGAGCAUAAAUCAGAAGCUUGGCACGUUGGAUUUAACAUUGACCUAUGGAAUAUCAUAUACUCUUUAUGGUGCACUGAAGAGAAGGGACCAGUUUUUGUAACAAUGUUCAGUCCUCUCGCAUCAGUCUUGGUGGCACUACUAGCAUACUUUGUGUUCGGUGAAAGAAUGUACACUGGGAGCAUAUUGGGAGGAUUGAUUGUUAUUAUUGGUCUAUACUUGCUGCUGUGGGGCAAAGAAAAUGACAAAGAAACUUCAGAAGGAUUUCAAGCUCAUUCUGAUAUAUCUUCUGGGAAGCAGCAGGAUGAGAACAAGGAGAAAUUGAAAAUUAUGGAGAGUCCCUAUGAGGAUCCGUAAGACAAGAACUGGAGAUUCUUCAUGUCAAAAUGGGAAGUUAGAUGAUCAAAAUAAGAGAUAUAAAAACCA